UCGGCCAGAUCGGGCAGGGGUAGGUCUUGAUCUUGACUUCUAGGGCUUCCUCUUAUCUCGGUUCCCUCCCGAGCCCUUUCCACUCUCAGUUCGAUCCCGGCUGUGGUGGCCAUGGCGAAGACGAUCAUGCUCAAGAGCUCCGACGGCGAGGUGUUCGAGGUCGACGAGGCGGUGGCCAUGGAGUCGCAGACUAUCAAGCACAUGAUCGAGGACGACUGCGCCGAAAACGGCAUCCCGCUCCCUAACGUCACCUCCGCGAUCCUCGCUAAGGUUAUCGAGUAUUGCAGGAAGCAUGUCGAGGCAUCCGCCGCCGCUGCCUCCAAGUCCUCCGAUGAUGGCUCCAAGCCCACCGACGACGUGAUCAAGUCCUGGGACGCCGAGUUCGUCAAGGUCGAUCAGGCCACCCUCUUCGAUCUCAUCCUGGCUGCAAAUUACCUUAACAUAAAAGGGCUGCUGGAUUUGACGUGCCAAACUGUGGCCGACAUGAUCAAGGGGAAGACGCCGGAGGAGAUCCGUAAAACCUUCAACAUCAAGAAUGACUUCACCCCCGAAGAAGAGGAAGAGGUUCGGAGGGAGAACCAAUGGGCCUUCGAGUGACACGUAUGCCUCUCUUUCGUCCCAAUAAUGAUGUACUUGUCAUAUAUGAGGUUGUAAUUAGAUUGGAAACCGAGUUGAUGCCAACCUGCGAGUGGAUCAAUCUGCAA
This is a messenger RNA of Musa acuminata subsp. malaccensis (wild Malaysian banana), 704 nucleotides long. RefSeq names its product SKP1-like protein 1. Gene Ontology annotation, cellular component: nucleus; cytoplasm. The record is from RefSeq and is a predicted model, not a curated record. Gene Ontology annotation, biological process: SCF-dependent proteasomal ubiquitin-dependent protein catabolic process. Gene Ontology annotation, molecular function: cullin family protein binding. NCBI's taxonomy places the organism in Eukaryota, Viridiplantae, Streptophyta, Magnoliopsida, Zingiberales, Musaceae.